This is a messenger RNA of Branchiostoma belcheri (Belcher's lancelet), 1482 nucleotides long. Its product is annotated as deoxynucleoside triphosphate triphosphohydrolase SAMHD1-like. The coding region runs from base 21 to 1427 and encodes 468 amino acids. Lineage: Eukaryota; Metazoa; Chordata; Leptocardii; Amphioxiformes; Branchiostomatidae. The transcript has 15 exons. The record is from RefSeq and is a predicted model, not a curated record. Gene Ontology annotation, biological process: dGTP catabolic process; regulation of innate immune response; defense response to virus. Gene Ontology annotation, molecular function: dGTPase activity. Gene Ontology annotation, cellular component: nucleus.
CGUGGCCAGAGAUCUUUAGUAUGGCGCUCGACCCCCUUGUGGUAGACACGGUCAAGGAGGAAUCAUUGUCAAAGGUUUUCCAAGACCCCAUCCAUGGAUCCAUUGAAUUACCAGAGAUCUGUGUGGCCAUCAUGGACACCCCUGAGUUCCAAAGACUGCGCCACAUCAAACAAUUGGGACUCACGUGCCUUGUGUAUCCUACUGCCGUCCACACACGCUUCGACCAUUCAAUAGGGGUAUGUCAUCUGGCAGAUGAAAUGGUACAGGCCCUCAGGAGACGCCAUGGACCAAGCAGCAGUUAUCCUAUAGACAUCACUGAGGAAGAGCACCUCUGUGUCAUGAUUGCUGGACUCUGCAGAAAUCUUGGUUUUGGGCCGUUCUCGCAUCUCUUUGAUCAAAGGUUCAUGCGGAAUAAGAAGAAAGAUUAUACGCCAUUGGCCAUGUCAGUAAAGAUCUUUGGGGAAAUAUGCAAGGAGCCAACAAUCGAGAACCUGCUUCAGAAAUACAAGCUCGACAAGGAGAAUAAGUUCAUCGAGGAGCUAAUAAACCCCCCACCAGGUCUAUGGGAAAAGGACAGCACAAGAUCAGCAUACAAGACUCCCUGGUUAUGCGAGGGACGAGGCCAGGACAAGAGUUUCCUAUACCUGAUUGUGAAGAACACGCUGAAUGGCAUCGAUGUGGCCAAGUGGGACUACUGCGCCCGGGACUGCUACUUUCUCGGCAUCUCAAACAGCUUUGACCAUCAACGCCUGCUCAAGUACGCCAGGGUGUUACAAUUCGGGGGGCGUUCCGAGAUAUGCUUCAAAUUCAAGGAGGCCUUCCAUCUGUACAACCUGUACCGGAUGAGGCAUAUACUUCACACGCGCGCCUAUCAGCACACAGUGAAGAAUGCCAUCGAAAUCAUGUUUUCUAAAGCAUUGGAAGAAGUGGAAAAAUCAUUGACUAAUAGAGAGAAGACAAACCUGAACAUGCUCUUUGGUGAAGGGAAUCUGCCUGGCAAGGUUGACAACGUGCAAGACUUCCUGUCGUUGACAGACGACAUCUACAGAAGAAUCUUGCUCUGUCCUCAUCGCGAUAUUGCAAACGCAAGAGCGAUCCUGGAGAAGAUUGAGAAACGACAGUUGUACAAGCUAGUUGAAGAAGCAACUUACAAUGACAAAGUUAAGCAGGAGGAGAUUUUGCAAAGAACAUGGAGGGCCCUUACAGAUUUAGACUCCCCUGCAGAAAUGGCUUACAUUGAGACCGUUCGCUUCGACUAUGGCGUGAAUAGAGAGGAGCCCCUGCGAAAUGUUCACUUCUUCACCAAGACUGAGCCAAACGUGCCAUUCUUCCUAAGACAGGAACAGAGAACCAAAGAAAAGCAGUUUUCAUCUGAGCCAACAAAGGAUAGAGCGACCCUUCAUGAAGAAGGUAAGAAGAACAUAUGAAGUGCGUAUCAACCAAAAUGAUAUGCAUUGCUGCUGUACAUGUAAUACGCCUGAC